ACAAGGAAGUAUUAUACGUAUUUUGAGACACUAAAACUGUGCUAUUUUUCAUUAUUUAACAGGAAAAAUGAAAAUGUAGAAACAUCGAUGUCAGAUGAGAACCCAAAGGCAACACCAACCAGAGGUGUAUCACAAAUAUCUGAUGAAUCGGGUUAUUUCAGUAUCCCUCCUUCUCCAGGUAUGCUUCAAGUUUCUGUAAUAUUCAAAGGUGUAUGUAAACCAAAAAUUCAUCAAAACUUUGGCUUCAUCAAAGAACAAAUAAAUCCAGAAAUUGUUAUUGAAGAAGUCCAAUCGGAUUCACAGGAAAUAUUUUCUUCCCAGAAGUUGUCUGAAUUGAGAGCUAUAACAAAGAAUCAUAAAAAGACUGACCAUCUUGUGAAACAUCUACUAAGGAAAGGGGAAGGUCCUUGUAAAUGUUUUCUUAAAUGCUUGCAGAAUGACAAUAUACAAGCUAACUUCAUUCUAGAACAACUAAAAUUUUUGCCAGAUAAAUCUGUUCCCAUAACUACUGCAUACAACAUUGACUUAAAGGAUUUCCAGGAAAAUUUUGAUUGUAUCGUAGAAGAAUUAGAAACAACUGAUGUUAUAGAUCCGCUUCUUGAAUACUACAUCAUUUCUUUAGAUGACCACGACGAUCUAUUUUACACCAAAAAAACAAGAAAAGAGAGAAAUUCUCAGUUGAUACAUACUCUAAUUGGGAAGAAAUCAGACAGCUGGAUUCCAGGAUUUGUAUUUGUAUUAGAUCAUACUAACCACAGCGGACUACUAUCAGUUAUUCAGCAUAAAGGAAAACGGAUACUUCCGAUUUUCACAGAAGGACUUCUAUUCAAUUCCGCAGCAUAUGAAAUGAGUAUCAAAGUUAAUGGUUUAAAUGCUAGUUCCAUAGAGUUGCAGCUUGCUCAAAAUGCCGAAAUUGACAAUAUAUGCCGACGGGUUGCUAACUUAACAAUAAGCAACAUAAGGCGAGGAUCAGUCUUGCUGAUGGUGCACCCAAUAUCUCCAGAUACAUGGAGAAAAUCAUCUGAUUCAGAAAAGAUGAAGCUUUUAGAGGAAUUCGUACAUCAGCUUUUAGAAAGUACGGAAGUGAGGAAGCUUAUACAAAAAGAGAUAAAUGUGACGAUAGAUGUGAAUGAAAUUAAAAACGUAUUUGGCGACCCUCUUUGGAGAGUUAGAAAAUCGACAACAAUGUCACCGGCCAAGCAGCAACUUGAGGACAAUUGGACAUUUUUAACAGAAGAACUUGAAAUAAGAAAAGUGAUGGAAUACUUAGUUGGAGAAACAGUUAUGUCUGACAGGGAAACACAAACAAUAAUGCAAACGUCUGGAAGGAAAGACAGGACACACAGUUUUCUCCGUUAUUUUAAAGAAAACCUAGCUGAUUCGAACAUGAAAGAUUUGAUUGAUGCUCUUGUGAAAACAGGUCAAACCAAAAUUGCUAAGAAACUGAAAACUGAGUCAGUUUGCAUAGAUUGUCUGAGAGAAACGUGUAAUGCAGAACAGAACUAUAAUACAAUUUUGGAUGAAAUGGUCAGUUCAAUGAUGCUACAAACCGUUGCGAAAUUUGACGAUGAGAAGAUUCCUCACCACAUCAAGAAUAUUUUAACACCCCAAUGCGGCAAAUCAAGAAGGGAUCGAGCUCAUCUGUUUAUGCAAUACGUUUUGGUGAAUGACGACGUUCUACGAUCAUUUGAGGAUGUUUUCGAAGCGACUAAUUCUAUUGAUUUGGAUAACCACAAAUGCACUACCCACAAACCAGGCACUUCGAAAAGUGCAUCGUACUUCCAAUCGAAUUUGGUUGAAACUAAUAGAAUUCAUUGUUCGUUUACAGUCCGAAUGGAAGCGAAUGGAUCACUAAGUAUAUCAUCAUCAUUUACUGAAAAAGAAGAUGUAAAAGUGGUUGUAGAGGAAGACGUUGUAAAGGAAGUUGUAGUAGAACAAUCUACAGAGAAGCCGCUUGAACAUGGACUUCCGAGUGAACCUUACAUAAAAGAUCUAAAAGACAAUUCUCCUGUGGUUGCUGCUAUUGACUUUGGUACGACAUAUUCUGGAUUUGCAUUUUCUCAUAAACGACAAAAUGCAAAAAUCAUUACAAAACAGUGGCAGUCUACAAGUGGGACUGGUUUAGAAUCUUUCAAGACACCAACAAGUAUCCUGUUAGACCCAGAAAAUAAAUUUUGUGCCUUUGGAUAUGAAGCAGAAGAAAAAUACGAUAACUUGAGCAGUACUGGUGAUCAUAAAAGAUGGCACUUUUUCAAACAUUUCAAAAUGAAACUGCACUCUUCAGAGACUUUGAAAAGAGAGACAAUUAUUGAAGAUGUACUUGGGAACACGAUGGCUGCUCUCGACAUAUUUACUCAUUCCAUACGCUAUCUGAAACAACAAGCAGAAAAUUUGAUGCGUGAUCAAGGAAUUGAUGUCGGUAAAGAAAACAUAUCAUGGAUCAUUACUAUUCCUGCUAUCUGGACUGAUGCAGCUAAACAGUUUAUGAGGGAGGCUGCAGAGAAGGCUUCGAUUCCUGCUGAUAAACUGACACUUGCAUUAGAACCAGAGGUCGCCAGUAUUUACAUUGGAGCACAAAAUUUGGAAAAGAGCAAAGGAGGCUCCGAAUUAGUGAAAAGUGCUCCUGGUUCAAGAUUUAUGGUUGUUGAUAUAGGAGGUGGUACGGUGGAUAUAACAGUAAUGGAGACGGUUUCUGAACAGCGAUUUAAACAAAUUAGUUUAUCUUCUGGCGGCCCACAUGGCGGUAAAAAAGUCAAUGAAAACAUCAUUGAAUAUCUUACAUCUUUAGUAGGAGAAAACGUCAUGGAUGAAUUUCGCCUGAAAAGUACAUACGAUUAUCACCAAUUAUCUAAGGAUAUAGAACUCUCUAAAAGAAACUGGAAAAAUGGAGGUUUCUUAAAAUUGAAUUUGCCUAUGACAUUAGUUGAAAGUUUUGCAAGUAAAAAUAAAACAAAUCUGUCGGAACACUUAAAAUCUAAGCAUGACAAGGAAGCUAUACUGAGGAGUCAAAAUAAAUUAAGAAUUGCCAGUAAAAAAGUCGAAAGUUUUAUGAUAUCCGUUAUUUCAGAAAUAAUUGUUCAUGUAGAGGCGACUCUGAAGAACGUAGAUAGCAUUUCGUAUAUGGUCAUAGUUGGAGGCUUUGCUGAAAAUACUUUACUUAAAAAAGAGUUCAAUAAGACAUUUUCAGGAAAUACAAUCAUAGUUCCAAAUGAAGCUGGACUUGCUGUACUGAAAGGGGCUGUUCUAUAUGGACAUGAUCCGUCGUGUGUUGUUACGAGAAAGUGUGAUAGAACAUACGGAACGUUAGUGUAUAGAGCAUUUUUCGACGACGAUUCACCAGCAAAAUGGAUGAGACAUGGAGGUUCGUUUCUAUGCAAAGACGCUUUCAAUAAACUUGUCGAAAUUGGGGAAAGCAUAACAUUAAACGAGAAAAGAUCAACAGUGAUGCAACCAUUACGAGCAGACAUGUCAAAGAUGUCUGUAAAACUAUACGGAUCAACCGAACCAAAUCCACGCUAUGUGACAGACAAGUCUUGUACCUAUUUAGGCAAGAUCUUAGUUGACAUACCAGAACGGUAUCGAAGCUGUGAUGAGGAUGUUAUUGUAUCGAUGACGUUUGGUCAAACAGAAAUUGUUGUUGAAGGAAAGUCACAGCAUAGUGAACAUGCAGUCACUACAAAACUUGAUUGUUUUGUUUGACUUUUCGGACAUGAAGUAUAUCACGUUGAAUAAUAACAUUACCCUCCCACCCUUUCUGAUCUCACUCAAACAUUUUAUUCAUAAACUUUUUCUACACCAUAGUUUUGAAAAAAAUGCUUAAAAUGCUUUAACUGUCAUUUAACUACUUCUUAUUUGAAACGUUCAUUUUUCGUUAUACUGUGUGCUCUUUUUUCACUUCUUCUCUGUUCUAAUGUCUUUUUUUAAAUUUAAUAUUCCUGGGUUUUUUUUAUAGGUCUAAGCCAAAUCAAACUUGACCACCAACAAUCCCGUUAUUUCCAUUGAAAGACUACAUCCAAUCUUCAUGAAAAAACCCAACUUCCAUUCUUCCUUUACUAAACUGCCUUCGGUUCCAAAAAAGGUUUAUUAUAGAUAAAUUGCAAUGUUUCAUUGUUAAUAGUGUUUUUACAAUACAUUUCAGAUCAUUUAACACUAAACAUUAAAUCAAAACGUCUAACUGCAAAGCCUUGGUUAAAUAUACGAUAUAUCUGAUUAUAAUAUAGAAGGGACCUAGAAUCUUUCAAAUAUGACCUCUACUGGCAUUAAGAAUGGCAUCCAAUUAGUUAAUAAAAUAAUCGGAAAUUGCAUUUGACAUGUUUCUGAACAAUUAAUUUUAAAUCACUGUGUAAAUACAUAUUCUUUUCCUAUCUAAAAGGGUGGUAUUUAUAUUGUUAGUGGGUAUUUGUGAAAUUGUGCAAUACUUGUAAGAUUUGUGUACCAAAAGAACAAUCUUUAAAGAUAAAAAUCAUGAAUUUAAGUCUUUCUUAAACAUUUCAAUCAUUCUGGUCCGAGACCACAAUUGUCGUCCCUUGAUUUUCGUUGUUCACGAAUAUAGUCCCUAGUGUUAACAGUGGGUUACUUGCCAAUAAUUUCUAUACCCCUUCCAAAUUUAUUUCUCCAUGUUUAAUGCCUCAAAUUGUAAGUAGGGGGUUGAAACUACACUGUAAAAAAAUUUGGGUCCAGAAUUUUACAGGAAAGUAGUGAUUUGGUCCAGCUGAAAAAGGUUAAAAAUUAGCACUUCGGAAGCUGUCAAAAGAUUUCAAGACACUCUAAACACAAAAUUGUCCAUAUUUUGAGUUAGAGGCGAUGAAGUUUUCUAUAUUUUUGAUAUGAUUUGUCCCAAAAGUAGUACAACACACUGUAAAAAUUUCAUUGAGAAAGCGCAGGUGGGAUUUUUUUACAUUUCAUUUAUGUUCUAAAAGAAAUGCACUACGAAUUAAUUGUGUUCUCGGACCUAAGACUGUCUAAUAUAUAUAGAAAUGUUUUGUACAGUUUAUUUUGUGAUGCAAUUAUUUACUAGCUAUAGAAUUGUAUAAUAAUGUAACUUAUACAUUAUUCAUAGAUGGAAUAAUUUCUUAU
This is a messenger RNA of Mytilus trossulus (common blue mussel), 5076 nucleotides long. RefSeq lists its product as uncharacterized. The transcript has 14 exons. Gene Ontology annotation, molecular function: ATP binding; ATP-dependent protein folding chaperone. NCBI's taxonomy places the organism in Eukaryota, Metazoa, Mollusca, Bivalvia, Mytilida, Mytilidae. Bases 88 to 3699 code for a protein of 1203 amino acids. The record is from RefSeq and is a predicted model, not a curated record.